Messenger RNA from Heterobilharzia americana, 1329 nucleotides. Lineage: Eukaryota; Metazoa; Platyhelminthes; Trematoda; Strigeidida; Schistosomatidae. The record is from the annotation of a GenBank genome assembly.
AUGCCUUCUUUGCUCAGGAUACUUAUAUUCAUUCGUAUUUUCUACCAAACAGUCACUAAUAUUGCUACAACAACAACUUCCACUACUACUACUGAGAACUUUGAAGGUGAAUUCUGGGAGGUAGAUAAUGGUAAAAUCUGGGCCGUUUUGGUAUCUGGAUCGAACGGUUGGUCUAAUUAUAGACAUCAAUCUGAUGUUUGUCAUGCUUAUCAUUUGCUUCGAGACAAGGGAAUUCCAGAAAGUCAGAUUAUCACCUUCAUAUAUGAUGACAUUGCUUACAAUCCUAGGAAUCCUUAUCCUGGCAAGUUAUUCAACGAUUACACCCAUACUGAUUACUAUGAAGGAGUGAAAAUCGACUACUCCGGUGAGAGUAUUACUGUGGAACGAUUUAUUCAAGUACUACUGGGCAACAACGAGUUGGCGUCAGCUGGUUACAAAGUUUUGAAAAGUGGCUCAGAGGACAACGUUUUCUUGUAUUUAGUUGAUCAUGGCGCUCCAGGCAUUUUUAAUUUUCCGAAUACAGAGAGUUUGACGGAUAUACAAUUGAAUGAAACACUAACCAAAAUGUAUAAUAAUGGACGAUACAAUAAACUUUUGUUAUAUAUGGGGGCGUGUUUUUCGGGAUCAAUGUUCUAUGGAAUAUUAUCACCAUCUAUAAAAGUAAUGGCAGUGACAUCAGCAAAUCAUAAUGAACUAAGUUGGGGAGCAUUUUGUCAUGAUCCGGAAUUGAAUACUUGUUUAGCUGAUGCAUUUUCAUACUGCUGGAUAGAAGAUUCAGAGACUCAUGAUAUAACAAGUCGGACAGUCGCUGAACAAUUUCGUACUGUGAAGGAUUCAGUUCAGAAGAGUCAUCCUGAACAAUAUGGUUAUUUGAAUUUAGGAUCUUUAGAAUUAUCGAAUUUUCAAGGGCAGAAUCCGUCAAAUAAACUAAGAAAUAGAACAAAAUCUCAACAAGCUAUGGAUUACAUAUCAGCUUCAGAUAUUCAUAUUUUCUCUGCACUGCAAAUAAUGAUGAAUAAGAAAUCAUAUGAUCAGAAUAUUAUGAAUUACAAACUUUUGAUGCGAUUGAUUAAUUUGCGAAGUCUAAUACGAAGAACUACCAAAGUUAUAUCAAACUUCGUCAAAACGCAUGAACCAAACACAACAAUUCCUGAAAUGGAUAAAAUUCUCUCAUGUCAACAUGAAGUUGUUCAAGCUUUUUCAAUAAACUGUUUCAGUGUACACCAGACAAAUGAUGCAGCGUCAGCUAUUCAACAGUUAACUGCAUUCUGUUCAGACGGAUAUAAUUCUGAUGUGAUCAUUAAAGGAAUCAUGACAGCAUGUGAAUAG